Molecule: messenger RNA, 4009 nt
Organism: Rhincodon typus (whale shark)
Lineage: Eukaryota; Metazoa; Chordata; Chondrichthyes; Orectolobiformes; Rhincodontidae
Gene: cpsf2
Product: cleavage and polyadenylation specific factor 2
Exons: 8
Coding region: 25-1524 (499 amino acids)
Biological process (GO): mRNA 3'-end processing by stem-loop binding and cleavage
Cellular component (GO): mRNA cleavage and polyadenylation specificity factor complex
Molecular function (GO): RNA binding
Source: RefSeq, a predicted model, not a curated record
UUUCUUUAAUUUUAGGUAGAAUGGAUGAGCGACAAGUUAAUGAGAUGUUUUGAAGACAAGCGAAACAAUCCCUUUCAGUUUCGUCACCUUUCUUUGUGCCACAGCCUAUCAGAUCUAGCCAGAGUGCCCAGUCCAAAGGUUGUAUUGGCCAGUCAGUCGGACAUGGAAUGUGGGUUUUCACGUGAUCUUUUCAUACAAUGGUGUCAGGAUCCAAAAAAUUCUGUGAUUCUCACUUACAGAACGACACCUGGAACACUGGCACGAUAUUUGAUAGACAAUCCUAACACCAAAAAAAUGGAUAUAGAGAUUAGACGUCGUGUAAAAUUAGAAGGGAAAGAAUUGGAAGAGUAUCUAGAGAAAGAAAAGCUCAAGAAAGAGGCAGCUAAAAAGCAGGAACAAGAGAAGGAGCGAGAUGUUGACUCCAGUGAUGAGAGUGAUGUUGAAGAAGACAUGGACCAACCUUUGACUGGAAAAACCAAACAUGACCUCAUGAUGAAAAGUGAGAGCAGUCGCAAAGGAAGCUUUUUCAAACAGGCUAAAAAAUCAUACCCUAUGUUCCCAGCAGCAGAGGAGAGAAUGAAGUGGGAUGAAUAUGGAGAAAUAAUAAGAGCUGAGGAUUUUUUGGUUCCGGAACUUCAAGCAGCAGAAGAAGAAAAGAGCAAGCUCGAUUCUGGUCUGAGUAAUGGUGAGGAACCUAUGGAUCAGGAUUUAUCUGAUGUUCCAACAAAGUGUAUCUCGGCUUUAGAAACCAUAGAAAUCAGAGCCAGAGUGACAUAUAUUGAUUAUGAAGGUCGCUCAGAUGGUGACUCUAUUAAAAAAAUUAUUAAUCAGAUGAAACCCCGACAGUUGAUUAUUGUUCAUGGGCCUCCAGAGUCCAGCCAAGAUCUGGCUGAAUCGUGCAAAGCGUUUGGCGGAAAGGACAUUAAAGUUUACACACCAAAACUUCAAGAAACAAUAGAUGCUACCAGUGAGACGCAUAUCUAUCAGGUUAGACUAAAAGAUUCUUUGGUCAGUUCUCUCCAGUUCUGUAAAGCAAAGGAUGCAGAGUUAGCUUGGAUAGAUGGUGUUUUGGACAUGAGGGUAUCAAAGGUUGAUACAGGGGUCAUUCUGGAAGAGGGCGAGUUAAGAGAGGAUGAAGAAGGAGAAAUGCAGGUUGAUGCUCCCUCAUCUACACAUAACUCUGACCAAGUUGCAGCUCAGCAAAAAGCUAUGAAGAGCCUUUUUGAUGAUGAUGAAAAAGAGACCAAUGAAGAUCUUGAUGUAAUUCCCACACUGGAACCAUUGUCACCAAAUGAGGUUCCUGGUCAUCAAGCAGUCUUCAUUAAUGAGCCAAGGUUAUCUGAUUUUAAACAAGUUCUCUUGCGAGAAGGUAUUCAAGCAGAAUUUGUUGGAGGUGUUUUGGUUUGCAACAAUUUGGUCGCUGUUCGAAGAACUGAGACAGGACGUAUUGGACUAGAGGGAUGUUUAUGUGAAGAUUAUUAUAAAAUACGGGACCUUUUGUAUGAACAAUAUGCAAUUGUGUAAUUGCACGUGGAAUAAUCUUGAAAGACUAUGGAUUUUACUCUCUAGCAGUUUCCUCAAUUCAUCACUAUGCUGGAAAAUACUUGUGAAAUGUAAAACAAAAAUCUGGACAAUUUUUUCUGAUACAGUAGCACUUGCUCAUAAUUUGUAUCUGUUUUCUUUCAACUCUGUGAAAGAAAUUUGUGUGGAACCAUUUUGUUAAACCUGAAUAUGUUCUGUCUCCACCAGUUCUCUCUCUGCAUUUUUUUGGUGAUAACAUGGAGUACGUUUCACUGGUUCAAAAAACUAUACAAACGAUGAAAAGAUUUAUUUUGCCUGGUUUUCUGAUUAUACUGCCAGAGUUACAAAUUAAAGUAUCCCAACCUUCAACUUGUUAGUCUGUGAAAAAUUGGCUUAAUGUAUUGUAUAGUGAAGAAAAAUAUUGACAGAUCUGAAGGGUAGUUUUUCAACUGAUACAGCUUGAAAUAAUUUUAAUGAUUUUCAUGUUUUUGACAGUACAAGGUUGUAUUUUGUUGUGAGUUACUAUCCACUUCCUUAAUACUGUAUUAUAAAGCUGUUGAGAUUAGUUAUUAGGUUUUAGUAAAGUUAUAAUUGUUGAAUUCAUCAACAUACAGUUUUCUUUUGAAGAGUUUUGGUAAAUAGUUACAACACAUUUAUAAAGGGUAAUUUAAUUUUGAGCUUGUGUUUAUAGAUUAAGGUUUUGAUUUAAUUUUGAAACCCAAGAAAUAAGUAACUAAAUUGUUUAUAAAACGCCUUUAAAUUUCCUUUUGAAGGAAAUUCAUCCCAAUUUUUGCUCAAACUGAGCCUCCUUAUGGGAAGCUCUAGUCCAUGAUGGUGAGUAUUGGGAUAUUUAUUUGACAGUUAAGGGUAUACUAUCUUACCCUUGAUAUCUAGUCAUAUAAGUUUUCAGUGGAUGUCUCUUUAUAAGAAACAAUACCAAGAGCCCUGGAAGAAUUUUCUGCUGGAACUGAGGGAUGCUGAGAUCAAUUGUGGUAUCCCUACCACCCAUCACAGCUGUGAUUAUUUGAGGUAUGAGGUAAGUAUAAUUUUUAAUUUGCGCAGUUGUAUUCUCAUAUUAUUGAAAUUCUAGUAAAAUAAAGAUAGGGAGCAAAAAAACUUCUAAGACCUGGUAUAUUAGUUUUUUAGUAAAAGAAAAGUCUAUAAUGGAAAAAAGUCAAAGGCAAACACUACUUUGAUGAGAGCUGCUCACUAACAAUCUAAUGUAUUGCCAUCCAUCAUCCAUUUUCCUCCAUCAAAAAUAAAAUCUGGAAGAUUACAAAUCUAAUGAGAGAAAGAAUGAGAAACUACUGUUUUGAAAAUGUGCCAUGUCUGAUCUCCUGGAUGCGACAAGGAAACUCUUUUUUUCCUUUUCUACAGCAUUGUGUUACCGCCCGGUCGUAUGUCAAACCUGGGAAAAUACAAAUUCAAUGGUUACAAAUAAAAUUCAUAUUUUAUUAAAUUAAAGGUAACCCUUAUCUUCUUGAAUGACAGAGCAGGUUUGAGGGAUCAAGUAGCCUACUCCUGCUCCUAAUUUGUACAAUUGUAAGUAGUGUUGACUCUGGUACAGCACUGGAGAAGCACUGCUCUGACAAAUCAGAUUUCAUUUAAGGUACAUAUAGGUCAAUGGAAUAUUUAUUGGAGCACAAUAUUUGAAUUUAAAAAUAUAUUGCAUUUGUAUUUGAAUAUAGAUUUCCUGAUGCAGCAAAACAAUGCAAACUUCAGAAAAAUGGCUCAAUUAGAAAUGUAAACAGUCAAAAAAUGCUGACCAACACUUCUGGUAAUGGAAAUUCCUAGGCAUUAACUAAUUUAAAUGUUUUAUUUCUAGCCUUAUAAAAUAUGUAUUUUCCCAGAUGCUAUCUCAGUUUAAAAAAUGCUAUACAUGUGAUGUGUAAGAUUUUAUAACUUUAGAAACGAGAAAUGAAAAUGCCAAUAAAAUAUUGUUUCAUUUUCAGAUCCUCAAUGAUUUAUACUGCUGUAAUUUGGUAACAGAUAAAUGGCACGUUGUGAUGGGUUAGCUCAGAUUAAGAUUCUGUAAAGUGGUUAUGUUAGGAAUGUCCAUUUGUAUUCUGUUUACAAAUGUUGAAGACCCACUGUAUAAUUUCUGGCAUAUUUUAUUUUGAAAUAGAAGUCAGUCUUGAAAGCAAGGCAUAAAAUAAGUUAUAAAUAGUUAACACACAGUUUCACUAGCAAUUAAUUGAUUAAUGCCUGUAUAACAAUGCACUCAACCAAGCUCAGUGGAAUGAAUCACGUUCAGAUCAUUUUCUGAUUCCAUUUUUAGUAGUGAGCUAUAAAACAGGGCCCAUUGCUAUUUAAAUGCUUCCUCUGUCAUUGUGAAAUAACAUAUCUUUCUUCAUAAUAAAUUCCACCUGUUUGUAUCCUUAAUACUGUGUAAAUCCUUAUGGUCAUAUUAUGGAACCAAACUUACAUGUUUCAAGAAGGGGCUAAACUCUGAAAGCCUGUGAUUUCAAAUAAACCUGUUUGACCAUAA